UGCACACUCGAUUUCGAGCUGAGAUGCUGUUUCUCGCCAUCAAAAUGCGACCUAGAUAUGUUCUGUCGGCUAGGUUUCCCGGCCAGAAUCGUCGCUGCCCCUUACCCAUCUGCUCUGCUUCAAGUCCGCUUUACCGCGUGCACGUGCAUCACGAGACGAGAACAAAUGCCGGUGAGGAGAACGUGCUGCAGUGUUUGCCGAACUUCAUGGUCUGAUCUCUGAGACUGGGGCAUUCCCCCGCAAUUUCAACAGGGGCAAAUGAUACAUGAUGAUCGGCACGCUCCUCAAGAGCCAAUGUAACGGUGAGUUAAACAGGUUUGUGCAACCUAUAGGACCCAUAGGACCCAUUGGAAGCCAUAUUGGGCUAUGACAGCGGGGGAACGGUAUACACGGCCGAUGUGCCGACGGAGUAUCACCGACGCAUGCUGUACCCUUCUACCUUGUACAUAACAGUGAAGUCGCUCCCAGACCUUUCGCUCUUCUCUCGGGACAAUCUCUUAAUUGCUGGUGUACUAACCAGCGUGACUCACAAUGGAGAAACCAACGAAUGCAGAAGCAGAGCACAUUGAAACCGGCAGUCAGGAGCUGAAGAUAUCACCCGUGACCACUCCAGUCGAGCAGGAUGUCGACGGUGCGCUCGAAAAGCGCAGCAAGAAACUCAACCGGCGCUUGGAUUACCGCAUCCUGCCCCUAUGUUGCUGGGUCUAUCUGCUAAACUUCCUCGAUCGAGGCAACAUCGGCAACUCGAAAGUGCUCAACCAGGAAACUGGCGAUGAUCUGCUGCAAAGGACCCAUAUGACCGCUGACGGAUAUGCCCUCACGGUGACCUUGUUCUCCAUCGCAUACGCUCUGUUUGAAGUGCCGUCCAACUGGGUCAUGAAACAUUACAUCCGCCCGUCUCUCUGGUUGGGCAUACUUCUGCUUUGCUGGGGUGCUCUCACCAUCGGAUUCGCAGGCGUCCAGAACUACGCGACUGUUGUUGUCUUGAGGUUUCUGAUCGGCGCUUUCGAAGCUGGCUUCUUCCCUGGAAUCGUAUAUUUCAUCACAAUCUGGUAUCGUCAUAAUGAACGGUCUGUCCGGAUCGCCUGUGUUGUCGCAUUUUGUAAUCUCGCCGGCGCAUUUGGUGGUGCCAUAGCUUAUGGCGUGGGCCACAUCAACGGCACGGCGGGACUCGAGGCAUUCCGAUGGCUUUUCAUCAUCGAAGGCAUCAUCACCGUGCUGAGUGCGUUCCUGCUUUUCUUCUUCCUGCCAGACUACCCUGCGAGGGCGAGAUGGCUUAGCGCAGACGACAAGCAAUUUGCCGUGGAUCGACUACGAGAGCAUGGAGGCGGAUACCACCAGGACCACGCUACCCGGAAAGAAGUCUGGGAGACUUUUUGUUCACCACGCAUGCUGGCGCAUUAUAUUGCAUACAUUGCCGACGUUGUGCCACAAGGCUCAUUUACCUUUUUCACGCCAACCAUCGUCACCGGUCUCGGAUACAAAUCGAUCCAUGCCCAGCUUCUGACGGUUCCGCCCUGGGUGAUCGGCUUCUUCGUUGCCAUCACCCUGUCCUAUUCUGCGGACCGCUUCAAUUGCCGAGGCUGGCACAUUACUGGUGCUUCGAUCGUGGGUGGUGUGGGUUGGUUGACUGCCGGUCUCCUCCCCGCCGACGCCUAUGUGAAGCGCUACGGCUGCUUGUGUCUCGCUGCUUGCGGCGCCUUCCCGUGCGCUCCAUCCAUGACCAACUGGGUUUCAUGUAACACGCCAAGUUUCCUCACCAUCCCGUUCGCCGUGGCCUUGCAUAACUCGAGUGCGGGGAUUGGUCAGAUCAUUGCGCAAUGGAUCUGGAAGGCCGACGAGGCCAAAGAUGGCUAUCCAACGGGCAAUUUUGUGUGUGCCGCUUGCAGCUUUUUUGUCGCCGCCGUGGCUGCCAGCUUGAGAUUGUGGUAUGGUAGGAUGAAUAGGGUGGGAGCCCGCGAUGCAAGAGGAGAGCCUAGAACAUGGGUCUAUUGAUGUAGUAUAACCUCAAGGUCCGGCAGCAAUGGGAUUGGGGUUUUUAGCCGCCUGAUGAAGUGGAAUGCCGGUGUGUGUAUACGUAUGGAUCAUUGAAGCCUGUGGUCAGUUCGUCCAAGCAACCCGUGGCUCGCUUAGGCCAGGUCAACACAAUGAGGCAUGAAGCAGAUUGAAGACUCUCCUGUGCAGUAUGCACAUCGAUGGCCCGCCGCAAUGGUGGCAUUGUGUCAUAUUGCGCCAGAGAACGUCGCAAGUGCCUAAAACGGUCACAAAAAAUCUCAUGUUAUUCGAGGGUGUAAACAAAUAGGUGCCUUCAAUGUACUGGAUUCAAUCCCGCCG
Messenger RNA from Exophiala dermatitidis NIH/UT8656, 2334 nucleotides. Its product is annotated as retrograde regulation protein 2. The record is from RefSeq and is a predicted model, not a curated record. The transcript is spliced from 3 exons. Gene Ontology annotation, biological process: transmembrane transport. Lineage: Eukaryota; Fungi; Ascomycota; Eurotiomycetes; Chaetothyriales; Herpotrichiellaceae. The coding region runs from base 532 to 1995 and encodes 487 amino acids. Gene Ontology annotation, cellular component: membrane. Gene Ontology annotation, molecular function: transmembrane transporter activity.